This is a messenger RNA of Triticum aestivum (bread wheat), 815 nucleotides long. RefSeq names its product translationally-controlled tumor protein homolog. NCBI's taxonomy places the organism in Eukaryota, Viridiplantae, Streptophyta, Magnoliopsida, Poales, Poaceae. Bases 109 to 627 code for a protein of 172 amino acids. Gene Ontology annotation, molecular function: calcium ion binding. The transcript is spliced from 5 exons. The record is from RefSeq and is a predicted model, not a curated record. Gene Ontology annotation, cellular component: cytoplasm.
GGAGCUGAGACAUCCGGGGGCAGCUAUAAAUAUGAGAAGGCCUUAUAUCCCCUCCCGCCAUCUGCCUCUACUCCCCUCUCCUCAGAUUUUACCCUGGGAGGCAGCACGAUGAUCGUUUACCAGGACAGGCUUCCCGGCAACGAGCUCCUGUCGGAUUCAUUCUUGUACAGGGAGUUGGAGAACGGCGUGCUCUGGGAAGUAGAUGGACAAUGGGUCGUUCAAGGUGCAGUUGAUGUGGACAUUGGUGCCAAUCCCUGUAAUGAGGGUGGUGAUCAUGAGGGUGGUGAUCAGGAGGGUGUCGAUGAAGAGGCCGUGAAGGUGAUUGACAUUGUUGACACCUUCCGUCUUCAGGAGCUACCAGCUUUUGAGAGGAAGGAGUUUUGCACUUACAUGAAGCGCUACAUCAAGAACCUCAGUGCCAAGCUUGAAGAUGAGGAACAAGAAUGUUUCAAGAACAACAUUGAGUCUGCCACAAAGUUUCUUUUUAGCAAGCUCGCGGAUUUUCAGUUCUUUGUGGGCGAGAGCAUGCAUGAUGAUGGCAGCCUGGUGUUCGCCUACUACAAGGACGGAGCUGCUGACCCAACUUUCCUCUACUUCGCACAUGGGCUGAAAAAGAUCAACUGCUAAUUACGCUGUAUGCUAAAAUAUAUAUGCAGUCGUCAGUACUAUUGCUCUUGUCUAUGGUUGCCAGCCUACUCUCCAAUGUUCGUGCCGAAACUAUCACAAGUUUAGUGUAUUAAUUGUGAAGUCGCUGUGAUGAUAAUUUUGGGAGCUAUAUUUGGUAGCUGCAUGAAAUAAAAUGGAUAAUUCAAUUA